Messenger RNA from Amoebophrya sp. A120, 898 nucleotides. The record is from the annotation of a GenBank genome assembly. Lineage: Eukaryota; Dinophyceae; Syndiniales; Amoebophryaceae.
GUACUUAUGAGGGACAGCACGGAUGAGUAAUUGAGGAAGAGGAUGAGAGCAAACGCAAGCCAAAUGGGGCUCGAGACACACAAUUCAUCUAUCAGAGGGAGCAGAGCGGGCGCGGGAGUGAGGCUCUGGCACAGUGCGGCGCACAGGAAGGAAAUUGUAAAGAUGGCAGUCCCUUGAGUAACAGCGGGCGCCUACCUCAGACAGCGGGUCCGCGCCUUGUGUGUGGUUUCUUCUCUGGCGAGCGGGGCCGGCCUUUCGACGUGGGGCGGCUACGGUGUCACCUGCUUGGGGCAAUGCGCGACCAGGGGCAGGACGCCAAGACGGCGCAGAAUGUCGCCCACGGGGGCACGGCAUUGGCCCCGCCCGCUACAAAUCGAGCCGCGGCGGGCUGCCUGCUCGCGCGCGGCCGAUGGCGGGCGGGACUCCGAAAUGCAGACCGGAAAGCAAUGGCCCACCGGCCAAACCCGCCACGGAUUUACGCCGAUAAGAGCCGCGCGCCCCCUGCCUUCCAGCCCUCGGCCCUCCCCCCAACCCUGCGGCGCGUUUUCGUUUUUUUCGCGGCGCGCCCGCCGGAAUGGCGCAGCGUGGGGGCGCGCGGGUGUAGUAGGCAGCCGCGUGGCGCCUUUGUUUGAAUCGAAUGACGCCGCGCCGCCAGGCAAUUCAAUGCCAGCUCGCCGCCCGCCAGGCAAUUCAAUGCAAGGGCAGCCCGUUGCUCGCAGGGCGCCGGGCUGCCUCCUCCCGAGCGGCCACUAUGUGGGGCGCCGCAUUCCUACCGGCCCUUCCCCGGGCGGCGGGCGGCCUGCCCAUCCCCGGCAGCUGCCGGGCUGUUUCGUUAGUGCGCAUCCCGAUUCGGGUGUCGUUGGCGUCGAUGUGGGUCAUUGUCUAAAUUAUUAAUGGC